Messenger RNA from Alternaria ethzedia, 564 nucleotides. RefSeq lists its product as uncharacterized. The record is from RefSeq and is a predicted model, not a curated record. NCBI's taxonomy places the organism in Eukaryota, Fungi, Ascomycota, Dothideomycetes, Pleosporales, Pleosporaceae. The transcript is spliced from 3 exons. The coding region runs from base 1 to 564 and encodes 187 amino acids.
AUGCAAAACCGCCAUCCCCACAAGCACCCCGCGACCGGACACGAAGCCGAUACUCGUACAUUCGAGCUAGGCAUGCCAGCGCCAGAGAUGAAGAGGUCGGAGGAGGCGACAAGGAGGUACUUGGCCGAUACACGCAGAGAUGAGGUGGCGAAGAUGGUCAUCUGCGAAGGUAUACAGCGCGAGGUCGUAGCUCUCGACAGCAAGGCCAAGUACUGGGGAGAGCGCGCCGCCCACUACCAGGCCUGGGGAGAUCGGCGAAGACAGAGGCUUCAUGCUCGUACUGCCUUAAAUCUUCAAGAAGUUUUCGACAAGAGCGCCGCGGACCGCGACGAGAUUCUCGAACUCGAGAUCAACAUUCUCCUAUGUUUGACCCGCCUCCGCAAGCUAAUUCAACGAAAGCUCCGCAUGGCGCCAACGCGGGUCGACUACCUCUACAACGGCAACACCUCAGAUCGGGGCGAGCGCUUCGUACUCCUCGACCCGGAGGUGGACUCCGCUACAAGUGUCCAGAACUACAUGGACACUCGCAUGGCCGGAUCAUCGUUGUUCGCGAACGAGCUGUAG